Molecule: messenger RNA, 1131 nt
Organism: Linum tenue
Lineage: Eukaryota; Viridiplantae; Streptophyta; Magnoliopsida; Malpighiales; Linaceae
Source: the annotation of a GenBank genome assembly
AUGGAGGCAGCCUAUUUGCCACCGGAGAUCCUACUCGACAUCUUCCACAGGCUCCCGGCCAAGUCCAUCCUCAGCUGCGUCUGCGUCUCCAAGUACUGGCUUUCCCUGAUCAAAACCCCUGAUUUCGUCUCUGCCCACCACUUCAACCAACAAUCCGCCAUUUCUUCUUCCUCCAACCCACAUCCCCUGUUUCUCCUCCGCCUCUGUGUUGGCUCUGCUCUGGUAAACCGCUACUCCAUUCACCGCGACGACCGCAGAUUCACCCACUACGCCGAAAUCAAACCCCCUUCAUCAAUCAACAACCAGUCCUUCUCCAUCGUCGGAUCGUGCCAAGGGUUGGUCUGCCUGAUGCACGACCUCUACGCUUCCAACUACACAAUCAUCCUCUGGAACCCUUCCAUCGGAAAAACCUUCGCCCUCCCUGAACCGGGAGUCACUUUCGAGACCCACGGCGGAUUCGAAGCACUCCUCGGUUUCGGGUUCGAUUCGUCGACCAACGAUUACAAGGUCGUGAGAGUCGUCCGGCUUCUGGAGUACGAAGAAAUCGCAAUUGAAGUCGAGGUGUUUUCACUGAACGCCGGCUCGUGGAAGACGAUUACCUCCACGGCUCCGCAGUACAACAUCGUGGAGCGCGGGUCCCAGGCUUUCGUCAACGGGUCGGUUCACUGGGUCGCGACCCGGCCCGGCAACGACGGCGGUGGUGACAAGAACUUGAUUCUGGGUCUCGACCUAAAGGGGGAAGAACGGUUCAGGGAGCUGGAGCUGCCGGAGAGCUUGAAAUUGGAGAGGGCGAUGUUCUUGACGGUGUGUGGAUACAAGGAAUCGACGAUUGCGGUGUUCAAGAGGCCGUAUUUCACGGAAGCGGAGAGCGAGAUUUGGGUGAUGGAAGAGUACGGGGCGGCGGAGUCGUGGGUGAGGCUGUUGACGUUAGGGAUGUACGGUGGGAGACUGCCGAGGGCUUUGGGGUUCAGAGGGAACGGCGAUAUGUUGUUCGAACUCGCCGGCGGGGAGAUUGUGUCCGGUGAUCCGGAGAGUUUCGAGAUUAAGGAGUUGGGGUUGUGGGGAGAAGCUGGAUACUCGGUCGUGGGGAGUUUCAUGGAGACGCUUGUUCUGCUUGAUAGGUCGAGUUAG